AAGCAAAACCAGCUGCCUGCCCGCACAAAAUUAAGGGCUUCUGAAUUACAUCCCGCACUAAUUCCAUCCAUCGAUCGGCGCCUCUUUUCUUAUAGUAGAAAAGGAGCCAGGGUUGUUCUGAGGAGUGUAAUUUCGUAACCUCUAACAGAAGCGGAAGAAGAAAGUGGGGAGAAGGCCCGCGCCGCUGGCACAGGAGACGAGCAAGCACGCGCGUCGCCUCACAAGGACGUCGCUGAAGGCGGAGAAGAUGGGGGCGAAGAUGAUGAAGACCAAGAAGCAGAAAAUCCGUGGGCAAAAUUCGCACCACAGACAAAUCCAUGGGCAAAAUUCGUGGCACAGACCCCUGCGCGCCCGACGUUAUGGCCCUCACUACUCUCUCAUUCAUUUUUGAUCAUGUGAUCGCGCCAUCCUUGAAAAAGAUGAAAAGUACUAGUUGCUCUGUCGUGCUUGUUGUAAUAUCUAUCUAGUUUAAAUCAUGUGUGUUCUAGCUCUUCGUGAUCAUCGUUCAGGGUCUGACGAAGACCACGGAUUAGCAGGAAAAGAUCCUCUAAUCUUCCCGAAGCCAAUCUUCGCGAAGCCGGCAGGCAAGCCGCAAGAACUGGCUCACCUCCAGCAGAAGGGGAAGUUAAGGGUUCCCCCAUUACAUCCUUCACUAGCAUCCCUGGCUCUUUUUUCAUAAGGAAAUAAAUCUGAAUGGGAUGCAAUUCCGUAGCUUACUUUGAUUUUCCGAGAUGUUAGUUAGUUCUCGUCAGGAAUGAUGUAAUUCUAAUUCCUUAAUAAGAACCUCUAAGGAAGACACAACCUCAACAACCGGUCUUGGAGGACCCGCCUGGGGAGGGUAGCAUGUUAUGCUGCUAA
Messenger RNA from Amoebophrya sp. A25, 858 nucleotides. The record is from the annotation of a GenBank genome assembly. NCBI's taxonomy places the organism in Eukaryota, Dinophyceae, Syndiniales, Amoebophryaceae.